Messenger RNA from Erpetoichthys calabaricus (reedfish), 2464 nucleotides. Its product is annotated as putative ferric-chelate reductase 1. NCBI's taxonomy places the organism in Eukaryota, Metazoa, Chordata, Cladistia, Polypteriformes, Polypteridae. The record is from RefSeq and is a predicted model, not a curated record. Gene Ontology annotation, molecular function: oxidoreductase activity, acting on metal ions. The transcript is spliced from 14 exons. Bases 96 to 1571 code for a protein of 491 amino acids.
UCAGAAACUCAUAUACUGGGUUUCUUGUUAAGGCGCAGCAAGUUGGAGGUGGAAAUGCAGUGGGCAGUUUUAACAUACCAAGCAACAGUGUUUAUAUGGGACUGGGAUGCAAUGGGGUGCCAAACUCUGCUGUUACUCAUACAUCUUCUUCAUCAAAGAGUUCACUUUCAUUUACCUGGGUUUCAUCUUCAUCUAACUCUUUGGGAGAUAUUGAAUUCAGGGCAACUGUAGUUUCUUCAAAAAAAACUUUUUGGACAAAUGUGAAAAGCGCUACAGUGAAAGCCAACGUUGUCAGUAAUAAUCCUUCUAGUAACACGGCUGCUCCAACUGUUACCACCACAUCCACUACAUCCACUACUACCACCACAUCCACUACAUCCACUACUACCCAGCAGGGUUCUUUUACCAAAAAUUCCUUCAACAUUUCUAGCAGUGGAUGUGGUGUAACAAAAACCUGUUUCAGCAGCCCAGCCAGCUGUGACCCUAGUACCUCCUCCAGCUGUAACUUCAUGUCAUCUGCUGCAACCCAGGAUGGCAUCCAGUUUGAAAUUUAUGGUCAGACUAAUGGCUAUGUGGCCGUUGGCUUCUCAGAUGACCAAAAAAUGGGAAGUGAUGAUAUAUACUCAUGUGCUCUUAACAAUGGAGCUGUUAAUGUUCAGCAUGUUUAUUCUAUUGGACAAUCACUAUCGUCACCCCUAAGUUCGGUGAAUGUGUCUACUAUCGCAGCAUCCUACAGUGGAGGAGUCAUGAAGUGUUCUUUUAUUACAAAAAAUGCCAUAUCAACACAGCAGAGAUCAUCAACUAACACCUAUUUCAUAUUUUUGGCGAAUGGGCCUACUUCAAAUGGUAAUAUGCAAUUUCACCCCUCAAUUCCCAUUAUUAGCCCCAGCAAAAUUGAUCUCCUUGGUUUCCAGGUGGCAAGUGGAAGUGUGAUUCAAGAUCCUCUAAUUAAAGCACAUGGUGCUCUUAUGCUGAUCGCUUGGAUGACAACAGGAAGCAUUGGAAUGAUAAUCGCCAGAUACUUCAAACAUGUUGGCAAAGGAAAAAAGAUUGGUGGAAAAGACAUCUGGUUUCAGGUUCACAUCUUCUUAAUGAUAAUGACUAUAUCUUCAACAAUUAUUGCAUUUAUACUUGCAUUUGUGUCAGCUCAAUCCUGGAGUGGAGGUGCUCAUCCAGUGCUCGGGUGUAUUGUGAUGGGUCUUGCUUUGAUCCAGCCUUUUGGAGCGAUCUUCCGCUGUGCUCCCACCGAUGAGAGGAGGCCCAUCUUUAAUUAUCUGCAUGCAGUGAAUGCUGUGAUAAUGAAAGUGCUUGCAGUGGCCACCAUUUUUCUUGGGCUGCAGUUGCUCAGUUCAUCUAGCACUUCUGCUCAGUGGACAGUUAAAGUCAUGGGCGGAUUUUUUGGAUGGGAAUGUUUAAUCAUCAUCAUUUUAGACGUCAAAAAGUUCCUAAAGAGAAAAGCCAUUUAUGAAAAUGUUUCCAAGGACCGACUGGAGCCACUAAUACUUAUUAUUUACAUUAUUGGAAAUUUGUGCUUUAUGAUUGCUCUUUUGACUGGAAUUGGCCAAACGUAAGAUGAACUGCACAGUGGAGCCUGGAACCUGAAUAAGAAACUGUUUUUCUUUUACUGCUUGUUCACUGAACAAUAUGACUAUAGAAAUGAUUUAUUUUUAAAGUGUGUGUUUAAAACGAUAUACAGUAUGUAAACAGUAUAUAUAACAAUGUUUAAUAUUGUAUAUACAUGCUGUAAAUAUUCAUAAUAGGCUCACUUACCUUAGCUCUGAUACUGUCUACUGUGUAUAUGUACAGUAUAUGAUAGCUAAUCAGCAUGAUCUGCCCCUGACUUGCUCUGCUUCAUGUGGAUGGAGGAUCUUUAAUAUUUUAUGUGUAGCAUUGUCAAACACUAUCAUUAAUAGCCACAAAGUUGCAUUGAUCUCCUGUUUGUGGUUUAUAUAGGAUGCCAUAAAAACUAAAAGGUGUGGAAAGCUGCCCGGCGUUUGUUUCCUGCCUUACGCCCUAUGUUGGCUGGGAUUGGCUCCAGCAGACCCCCGCGACCCUGUUGUUAGGAUAGAGCAGGUUGGAUAAUGGAUGGAUGGAUGGAUGGAUGGAAUAUUUUACAGAAUAAAGGAUAAAAUGAGUUGAUAGGCCAAAAGAAAUUAUAUGUGAAAUCUCAAUAGUAAAUUUUUUUUUAAAUGUUAUGCAACUGAUACUGAAUUACAUCUACUGGAACUGUAAUAAAAAUUGUAUAAAAUGAAUGAAUGAAAAUAUCAAAGAAACAACAGUACUAUUAAGAAAGUGUAAUGUUUUAUAUUCAGAAAAUGUAAUGCAAAAGUCAUUUGGUGUAAAUGAUGGUGCAGAUCAUGUGUUGUUCCUGGAGAAGCUUGGUGGCUGCAGGUUAUUGGUUUAGCCAUUAUAUUGCCAAGUGUCUAAUUAUUUUGUAAAUAAAGUAAAUGAGAUACGUUCUUUA